AUGGACUUGGAAGUGUAUAAUAAUCUCAUUAAUUAUUUAUUAUUUCAUAAAUAUCCAGAAAAUUUUAUAACAAGUGACAAACAAAGAUUAGCAAGGCAAGUGACACAAUAUUUGAUAGAACAAGGGCAAUUAUUAAAGAAAAACAAAAACAAUUUUGAUAAACCGUUACGAUUUAAUGAUAAGAAAAAUUAUUCUAUUUUAACUUAUGAAGAGGCUUUGGAACGAAGAAUCAGUUCUUUAAUAGAAACCUUCACUGACGCACUCAUAAUCUCCUCAAGAAAUGUAACAAGUGCACAAGAGUUACAAAAGGAAAGGCAAAAAUAUUUGGUUAAAGCUCACGAAUAUAUUGAUGAUGCAUAUAAUGCUGAAGUUGACCUUGACCUCGAAUUAUAUGAUAAAGGAGAAAUUUUAUCUCUUUUAAGACAAGAAGUCCAACAAAUAACCAGUCAAAAUGGUGCUCAAUUCUUAACUGUUGCGAAUAGA
Molecule: messenger RNA, 483 nt
Organism: Diversispora eburnea
Lineage: Eukaryota; Fungi; Glomeromycota; Glomeromycetes; Diversisporales; Diversisporaceae
Source: the annotation of a GenBank genome assembly